This is a messenger RNA of Vittaforma corneae ATCC 50505, 1008 nucleotides long. RefSeq lists its product as uncharacterized. The record is from RefSeq and is a predicted model, not a curated record. Lineage: Eukaryota; Fungi; Microsporidia; Nosematidae. Gene Ontology annotation, cellular component: transcription factor TFIIH holo complex. Gene Ontology annotation, molecular function: zinc ion binding. The transcript has a single exon. Gene Ontology annotation, biological process: regulation of transcription by RNA polymerase II; nucleotide-excision repair. Bases 1 to 1008 code for a protein of 335 amino acids.
AUGACCGAUUUUAAGUUUUCAUGGACUCAGGAAUUCAGAAGAUCGUGGGAGGACAAUGCCAGACUCAUUAGAAGACCCCUUCCAACAUACACGAAGCCAUUCAAUACAAACAAAAAGAACAUAAUAAGACACCUUCUUGUUUGUAUUGACACUUCAGCCUCGAUAGAGAAGUCAGACUAUGUUCCUACUGUUAGGAACAUUCUUUCAAAUACCAUUCCUAGAUUUGUUUCUCAAUUUAAGAUUUCUAAUCCACUCUCCAUUCUGUCUUUUCUUACCUGCCGAAGUGUUUUUGAGAAGUAUUCACGGGAAUUCAAUCCUAAAAUUAUGCUGAAUACGGUUGGAAGUGGAAACUUUUCCUUCCUCAACUGUCUUAAAUCAGCAAUUGAAAUGAUAAGGACCAGUACAUAUAAUAAGGAAGUCCUGGUUAUCACCUCAUCUAUUGGGACAAAAGACACGGGUGCAUAUGAGCAGGUAUUUUCGGACAUUAAGAAGUACAACAUAAAAGUUAAUGUUAUUAGUAUCUGCGGGGAGGUCACUCUAUUUAAAAAAAUAUCAGAACUGUCAAAUGGUGUAUUCAAAGUUCCCCUUGACAGCUUCCACUUUGAAAUUCUUUUACACCAAUUUACAGAACCUUUGGAAUGUCUUGAAGCUACAAGCUGUCUUGUGAAACUUGGAUUUCCACAGAUAACAUCUAACUCUGGUCUUUGUGUCUGUCAUUUAAAGUUUGAACAUAGCUUGUAUGAAUGCCCUGUGUGUAAGGCUUACAUUUGUUGUUUGCCUUGCGAAUGUCCUAUUUGCAGUACCCAGCUUGUCUCUCCUUUGAAUAUUUCUAAGUCUUACUAUUUUAUAUACCCAUUAAAACCUUUUAUUUCAAAUGAAAAUGGAAAAUGUAGAAAAUGUGGACGGGAUGCGAAGUUUUUAUGUGAAGAGUGUCAAAAUCAUUUAUGCGAGAAGUGUAACAAAUUUAUGCAUGAAGAUUUAGGAUUUUGCAUAUUUUGCAAUGAGUAA